CUCAAGAUCUUCAUGCCGAGCUACUAAAGCAUAUUUGAAAAUUUGAGACAUGCAGACCCGUUUUUUUUAAAUGAGUUCUGCCCACAUACCAUAUAGUGAAUUUUUAUAGUUCUCAAUUAGGAAAAGAUGAUUUGAGUGUAUGGCAACCCCCGCGAGUGAAUAUAAGAGCCGAAGAUCGCUCUGCACGAGCCCAAACUAAUCCAAUUAAAAAACAAACAAUAAACAAAUACGAUCGAAGGAAUUGUUUUUGACGUGCGUAAUGCGCCUGUGUGGUAACGUGUUUGUUUACGCUUCCGAUCUAGACAGUAAACCAAAAUAAUUAGCGUAGAUUUAACAACAAAAAGCGAGCCCUCCGUGCGCGAUAUUUCGCCAGCGAUAGCGAGAGCUCAAAAAAAGCGCCCAAGUCAUAAAUAUCGGGCCUAAUCAGAUGGACGCUGGAGAGUAAGGGCGCUAAUUGGGCAUGCUACAUAUGUACAACUAACUGUAAGCUGAUCGGAUCGAAAAAACAUAGUCCCAGCUUGGCAACAUGCACUGCGGCAACAUGCUGCUGGCCGUCAGCCUCAUGUUGCUGGCGCUAUAUGGCCCCUGCGCCGAAUCCAAAACGGAGCACGAGUGCACCAGCAUCGACAUCCGAAACGAGUGCAAGAACAUGCAUCUGCUGGACAACUGCACCGUGGUCACCGGAUACGUGAUGAUCACGCUGAUCACCAUCGAACAGCGCUGCAACUUCUCGGAGUACUCAUACCCGCUGCUCACCGAGAUCACCGAGUUCAUGAUCUUCACCGACGUGCGCGGCCUGGUCAACAUCACCGAGAUGUUCCCGCACCUGACCGUCAUUCGGGGCCGUCGGCUGUUCCUCAACUACGCGCUCGGCGUCACCAACAUGCACGAGCUGGAACAGCUGGCCUUUCCCAAAUUGGUGGCCAUUCAACGAGGACAAGUCUACAUCGGCAGCUGCCCCAAGCUCUGCAGCAUCGCCCGGGUUAAUUGGGAUCUGCUGACGCUCACUAGAGGCGAGAACAACAUCAUAAUGGUCAAUAAAAACUGCAGCACACCGGUUUGCUCUGGAUGCAGUUCCUCGCACUGCUGGUCGAAUCACUACUGCCAACGAUCCGUCAACGAAAAUGUCGCCAAUCCGAAGGGCAACAUAAACGCAUGCCACGAGGAGUGCUUGGGUGGCUGCAAGAACAACUCAUUAUCCCCAGCUGACUGCAGCGUCUGCCGCGGACUCAGUGAUGAUGGUGUCUGCGUGAAGAGCUGUCCGAAGGACAAGUACGUCAUGGAGAACUAUCAGCGCUGCUAUACGAAGGCCGAGUGUGUGCUAAAGCACGGCUAUGUUAUUUCCGGAACACAGUGCGUGGCUUUCUGUCCCAGCGGCUACAAGACGAACAACCGGUCGGAGUGCGUGCUCUGUAGCCCCGAUGAGGCUUGUAUCAGCUUCUGCACGCCGGAGUGGCCAGGAAAAGCGUUUACCGUAUACAAUCUGGCUGAUGCCGAGAAUUUGCGUGGCUGUCAGAUCUUCAAUGGCAGCCUGGUCAUCACAAUCCGCAACAAGGUGAACGAGACGCAGUUGUACCAGAGCUUCACUAGUAUGCGCGAGGUUCGGGGGCAUGUAAAAGUCUAUCGUUCCUCCCAGUUAAGAAGCUUGCAAUUCUUGAGGAAUUUGGAGCGCGUUCAUGGUGAUCCCCUAGAGAAUCGCCACUACUCCUUCAUACUUUAUGACAACAAGGAGCUGUCCGAGCUGUGGACACCCUCGCGGCAACUGGAGUUCAUGGAGGGCGGCAUGUUCAUGCAUCGCAACAACAAACUGUGCAACCGGAGGAUGCGAGAGUUCCAAAACGCUGUGACCCAUGAUAGAGCCCUGGACUCCCUGCAGACCAACGACCAGGAGGUGCAGUGCAGCCCCUCGAAAUUGCAGCUAAAUGUGCAGAAACGAACCCAUCGGUCUGUGAAGCUAAGCUGGCUCAAGUCACAAACAAGCCAGAAGAUUGAGGUGAUCCACCGACCUUUAUUGCCGGGGAAACUGUACCACGAAGAAAGUGAACUGGAAGCGCCCAUAUGUACACGAAUCAACUGGAAACGGCGCCUCCUCUUCCCUGACGAUCUGAUCGAAAAUGGCACUCACUAUCUUUUCGACUUGGAUGAUCUUCAACCGGACACACGGUAUGCCGUCCUGCUGCGUACUUUCGGCAAUGAUAAGGCGCAUGAGGCGUAUGAGGCUCGCAGCGAAUUGACCUACGUGCAGACGGAGCUGGACAUUCCAAAGCCUCCGUUGCUGGAGCUGGUCAAGAAGACCGAUAGCUCGCUGACGGUUCGAAUGGCCAGUCACGACCAUGUUAGCUUUCUUCUUACGGUCUUUGAAUUGAGCGAUGAUCAGGCGUAUAUAGAGCAAAGGAACUACUGCCACCAGCCGUCGUACGUGUGGCAAGACAUGGACGGCCCUAGGUGGAUGGCGUACGAGGACUACGACGACUGCUGUGCCCAGAAGGCCGAGCAGUUGGAGGACUCUCGAUUCAUUGCGGACAUGAGGGAGCAAUAUCGCUGCACCCUUGAUGAUCGCAAGCAGUGCCGACAUCUGGCACUUACAGAGGCCUCGCUUCCACAGCUUCGGCUGCCGGGAAACACCACGGAGUACGAGCUUAAGGCGCUGCAUCGCUAUCGCCUGUAUGCGCUUCAGCUGCAAGCCUGCAAUCAACUGGGAUGCAGCAGCCACACAACGCUCUACGGACGAACGAACUAUACAAUGGGUGCCGAUCUUCUCACCCAACUGUAUGCCUGCCAUAUUCCGGAAAUGGACAAGUACAUUAUGCGCUUCGACGAGCCUAAGAAGCCCAAUGGCCUGGUGACCAACUACGUAAUUCACUUUCGCAACAACUUCUCGCAGACACACGUCGGGUGUGUAACGCGGAUGGAUCACCAGAGUGCCGGCUACAUGUACGUGAAGCAGAUAAACAUCACUUUCACCGAGUGCGCUGUGCGGGUUCAUUCCCUGGCCGGGGAUGUGAUGACGCCGUACAUGCCAAUCAGCCUGUGCAGCGACGGGGACCGUCUACAGGCGUUUCACAGCAGGGAGGCCAAGGAACUUUCGCCAGAAAUCACAGACAUGCCAGCCACAGCGUCACAUGGCCGUGGCAUUAGCAUAUUCCUGAUCUGCUUCCUCUUUGGGUGCAGUGUAUCGCUGGUUUGGGUUCUUUACAAGCGGCGAUGUUGGAGGAAGUUGCCGGGACUCCGGCGAUAUGUGCCCGUGCGGGAGCAGUGGCUGCGGGACCGACAACAAACUGAGGAUCGCGAAAUCCUGGUCGACGGUUUUGAGACAGUUCGUUUUCAGAACAACAACAACAGCCAGGCGGACGAUUAUCCCAUGUAAACGAUAAUAUACAUUUGUAUGUGAAAACUUACCUUGCUUGCUCAAGGAUAGACCCUAGGUGGAGGAUGUGCUGGGCUUGGUUGUGGGCUCCGACUUGUCGGCGUCAUCGUCCAGGCUCUUGCCGCUGGCCAGGAGAACAGCUGGAACACUGCUGGAGGUCGCCGGGAGGACCUCGCUGUCGGAAGGGGGUGUGGGCGUCCGGGGAGUUAGCAAUUGUUGGCGGCUCCUCAGGCGCUCCAUCUUAGCCUGCUCGUACUCCUUGAGAUCGGACAGCUUCAGCUGGAUGGUCUGCAGUUCGCGGCGUCGCAUUUUUCCGGGAUGUUUUUUUUUUUUGGGAGGAAGUAUACAAUCUGUAUAUCUCUAUAUCGAUAAGGCAUAGAAGUUAUCGGAUGCACUAGCUCGCCAGGGAUGACAUAGGUUAGUCAACAUAUCGAUAACAUUAGUACCAUUUUCCCAUUAUUAACAUGAAGGGGUUUAUUUUAAAUGAAAAUCAUUUUAUCUUUCAAAUAAUUGAUGUACCUAAGUAUUGGCUUAUAUUGUGUGGGAAAUAAAAUAUACAAAAACUUG
Drosophila simulans is the source of this 3934-nucleotide messenger RNA. RefSeq names its product insulin-like peptide receptor. The transcript has 7 exons. The coding region runs from base 527 to 3367 and encodes 946 amino acids. The record is from RefSeq and is a predicted model, not a curated record. NCBI's taxonomy places the organism in Eukaryota, Metazoa, Arthropoda, Insecta, Diptera, Drosophilidae. Gene Ontology annotation, molecular function: protein binding.